AUGCAAACUAAUAAAUUGUUUAUGGGAUGUUCAUUCCUAUUCACAUUCGCUUGUUUCUUAUUGAUUAUCAUAUCAAUGGCAGGUUCUUCAUCAAAUUAUAAACCAUUAACUAAUAUAUAUAUCGGUGAAGCUGAUAUAUCACAUAUUAAUGUAACUAAAGUUAUUCCACAAGUUGGAUCUUUAGCAUCUUUGCUUGGUGGUAUUUUACUUACUUAUCCAAAUCAAACAGAUACCAUAUUUUCAACAAUGAAAAAUAUUUCACAUUCUGAAGCUUUAAUGCCAUUUUUAACAAUGAUUGGGAAAUCAACUAAUACUACUGUAACUUUACAAGCAGUUGAAAAAUUAUCACCUUUAGCUUUAAUGGCUGGUAGUGGAUCUGCUGCUUCUGAUGCAUUGAAUAGUAUUAAUGAAUUAUUAGAGGAAUCAACUAAUACUAAUCAAACUGUUACAGGUUUAUCUGCUUUGGUCUCUACUCAAUCUUCUUCAAAUUCAAGUACCACUGAAGCUCUUUUACAAUCAAUGGUCUUUGAAAUUUUAGAAACUUCAAAGAAUGCUUCGGCUACUACUGAAGCAUUACUAGAUUUAACUAGUAUUAAUAUCUCAGAUUUAGUAACCCUAUCUCCUGCUCUAGAGUUAGUUCAAUAUUCAAAUAAUUUAACAGCAACUUUUGAUGCUGUUGCAUCUUUAAUGAAUUUGACUAUUCCAACAUCAAUGACCACUGAAUUAUUCUCCGUGUUGAACUCCACUUUAUCUAGCGCAACAAACGUCACUGCAGCUCUAGGAUCUUUGUCAGCUUUAGUUCCUUCAAGUAUGUCUUCAUCAUUGACUGCUUUGGAUUCUUUAUUCACUAGUUCUUCUAAUGUCACUAAGACUUUAAGUCUAUUAGAGACCAUUGUUGCUAAGAAUUUGACCUCAUCUGCUGUUGCUAAACAAGUUAUUAAUGAUAUCGAGGUAAUUCUUGAAGAAUCUACUAAUACCACUUUAUUAACUUCUAUUAUCCAGACUUUAAUGUCAUCAAUUUCUUCAACUUCUUUAAAUGCUUCCUCUUUAACUUUAUUAACUUCAGCUACUGAGGAAUUAGAACAAUUAGAAACCGUAUUAUCUGCCUCAAGUAACUCCACCGAUUCCAUUACUAUCAUCGACGCCAUGGAAAAAACUUUAAGUAAUAAUACCGAUAUGAAUCAAUAUGUUCCUUAUCUUUUCGAAUAUUUAGAAGCCUCUUCUGAUCCAGCCGCCUCAUUCCAAGCUUUAAUCAACAUUACUUCACUUGGUACUACCAACACAACUUUAUUGUCCUCUCUAUUAAGCGUUUUAACCUUGGCUUCUACUUCUUCAUUACCAACCGAUAAAGAAAUGUAUGAUACUUUACCACAAAUUUUAGAGUAUUUGAAUAUUCCAGCAAAAUUAAGAUUAGCCAUUUUCACUCUAUGUAAGGUUAAUUUAGAAGGUAAAGUAUUGUCAUGUUCUAAACCUCAUGCAGUUCAAAACUUCGACUUUAGAGCCAUUAUCUUUGAAGUGUUAAUGGAUUCUGAUUUUGCUCCUUAUUUAGAAGCUUUAAGUAUCGAAGCUGACGAUUUGCAUCUUGAUGGUAAACUAAUGGGUAGACAACAUCAAUAUGUCCCAACUGUUAAAGCUGCUUUAUCCAUGGAUAUCUUAUCAUUCGUUACUGGUUUCUUCCUAAUGAUUGCUAUUGCGUACGUCUUUUUCACACAAUGUCUAACCACUCACUUAAGAUGGUUCAGUUUCACUUUCACUACUAUGGCUUAUUGUGCUUUCACAGGUCUAGGUACCACCGUUGUUACUGCUAUUGUCAAUAUUAUUAAAUCUGGUACAUCUCAAGAUAAAUAUAAUGUUAUUGUUAAGUCAAAUGCUCCAAACAUGGGUAUGACUUGGUGUGCAUUUGCUUUAUCUGUCAUAAUGAUGUUCAUGGAAAUGUAUGGUUGGUACGAUUUCUAUAAGAAAGAUCGUUUAGCUAAGAGCGAUGAAGAGAUGAAUUUAGGUUCUACUAGUAGUAGUGAAAAUGAAUCUCAAAUCAUUAAAGAAAACUUAGUUCAAAGUACAGUUGAAGAAGUUAAGAAAUAA
Molecule: messenger RNA, 2082 nt
Organism: Maudiozyma saulgeensis
Lineage: Eukaryota; Fungi; Ascomycota; Saccharomycetes; Saccharomycetales; Saccharomycetaceae
Source: the annotation of a GenBank genome assembly